CACCCCAUACUGAGCAGCAUUUGACAAAGAUGUUCCUUGGAGUCUUCACCUUCUAGCAGGAGCUUUGAACCAACCCCAAGAUUACUCUCUCAGAAGAAGUAAACCCACCAAACCCUGACAGCUCGGUCAAGGAUCCAGACAGAGAAAGAUGGAGUUGAAAGCUCUCUGGGCUGUGCUGGAAUUCUCUCUUCUCUCAGCUUGUGUCUGGGGGCAAUUCCUGGAAGAUGAAAAGAAAUAUGAAUUUGGAGUCUCCAUCUCAGGAACCAAAGUGACACUGACCUGCCCUGAUGCUAGUGAGGGCAGUACAAUAUGGAAGAAAAAUGAUGAAAUAAUAAAUGGAGUGGAAGAAUCUACACUCACCCUAAUAGACUCAGAGACUGAAUAUAGUGGCCAAUUCCAUUGUAAAAAGAAAGAAAUAAAUGACGACGGCUAUUAUCUUUACCUGAAAACAAGAGUGUGUGACGGUUGUAUGGAGGUGGAGGUGCUGACCGUUGCCGGGAUUAUCAUUGCUGAUGUCUUCAUCACUCUGGGAGUGCUGGUUCUGGUGUAUUACUGGAGUAAGGGGCGAAAGGCCAAGGCCAAGCCUGUUGGUCGAGGGGGAGGUGCUGGUGGCAGGACUAGAGGAGCAAACAAGGAGAGGCCUCCACCAGUUCCCAACCCUGACUAUGAGCCCAUCCGCAAAGGUCAACGGGACCUAUAUGCUGGCCUGAAUCAGAGAGCCAUCUGAGCAUUCCUGAGGACCCUUUGCUUUCACUGCAGCCCCUAUUUUGGAGUUCUACUGUGUGCUCUCUCCCCACUCUAGCCUGGGGCAUCAUAGAACUACAGCAUCCAAAAAGAAACGGUUUCCUCUUCUAAAUGUUGAUUCCACUUCUAGGAAAACUGACUCCUCUGCCCCCACAGUGUUAUCCUCAGCCAUCUUCUUCUAGCCCUCUGCUAUAGUUCCCUGACCAUAAGGCAUAACUACUCCCCCAGUGUUGAAAUUAUAUUUGCAAGGUACAAGUGGUGCUAGGCACCAUAAUCAAUCAUGAAACUAGAAAUGGAUGCCAGCCUUGGAGGAUCAACCAAAAGCUCUGGAACCUUGGAAUCAUUGCUUGUUCCAGCCUUGUUCAAGGCUUAGUCCUUUUUCUAUUGCCAAAUUGUCCCAGUACCCCUAGUUUCACCCCCUUCUCCAUGCCUAGCUUAUCACUCUUCUGGUAUUCUCUGGAGCUUGGCAUGUCUAAUGUUCUCAAGUGUUCUGUCCUUCACAGAGUCUGGCACCAGUCUACUGCCUCUAGAUCACUCUUUCCUACCUUCUCUGUGAAAAGUUUAGUCUUCAUGUAGACUGUGAUAGCCCAAUAAAGUACAUUUGAGUUAAAAGA
Molecule: messenger RNA, 1358 nt
Organism: Dromiciops gliroides (monito del monte)
Lineage: Eukaryota; Metazoa; Chordata; Mammalia; Microbiotheria; Microbiotheriidae
Gene: CD3E
Product: CD3e molecule
Exons: 7
Coding region: 149-727 (192 amino acids)
Biological process (GO): cell surface receptor signaling pathway; positive thymic T cell selection
Cellular component (GO): alpha-beta T cell receptor complex; external side of plasma membrane; membrane
Molecular function (GO): transmembrane signaling receptor activity
Source: RefSeq, a predicted model, not a curated record